Messenger RNA from Laetiporus sulphureus 93-53, 1485 nucleotides. RefSeq lists its product as uncharacterized. The record is from RefSeq and is a predicted model, not a curated record. Bases 1 to 1485 code for a protein of 494 amino acids. NCBI's taxonomy places the organism in Eukaryota, Fungi, Basidiomycota, Agaricomycetes, Polyporales, Laetiporaceae. The transcript has 5 exons. Gene Ontology annotation, molecular function: translation initiation factor binding; phospholipid binding; inositol hexakisphosphate binding. Gene Ontology annotation, biological process: regulation of translational initiation; regulation of translational termination; poly(A)+ mRNA export from nucleus. Gene Ontology annotation, cellular component: cytoplasm; nuclear pore cytoplasmic filaments; nuclear pore.
AUGCACUACAUCGAGGAUGCGCUCGCUUCCAUACGGCUUCGUGCCAAGCAUCAUGAUCCGUACGAAGAAUGGGAAGCUAAUACUAAGCGGGAAGCGUUUCGAACGGCCCGCGCGGAGCAAGCGUUCAGAAGGCAACAACGUCAGGAACUCCUCGCUCGAUCACACGCAGACGCUUUGAAGCAGCGGAAUGAGAAAUAUCAGAAGGAGCUCAAGGCGGUUCAGACCGUGCUUUCUGCUCAACAAGGUAGCAGACGAGUUGAGGGAAGGAAAUUAUUGGAUGACUGGGAAUCGCGCUCGAAGUCUCUACUUCAGCACAUCGAAUCGGUUAUCAAAGCAGAGGAAGAGCGAGCCAAGGCGCAACAGGAGAUAGAUCGCAAGAAGAAGGAAGAGGAGGAGAAGAGACGGCGAGAAGAAGAAGAGCGAAGGCGAGAAGAAGAAGGGCGAAGGCGACAGGAAGAAGAGAAUCGUCGGAAAGAGGAGGAGGAGCGCAAGCGCAAGGAACAAGAGGAAGCGCAGGCAAAGCAGAAGCGGGAGCAGGAGGAAAAGGUGGCUAGAGAGCAGGAGCAGGCUGAGCAACAACAACGCGCAACGUUGGGCUACACGACACCGCUGGAAGACUGGAAGCGAGCCCGAUCUGUUUUGAAGAACCUCAAGACAGGCCCAAUGGCUAUAGUCAAGGGUGACAAAGCGUUGAAAGCUAUGUGGGGCACAGGGCGACGGGCAAUUACUCCCAGAGUGGGACAAUUGACGGCCGACGAGGAGUCCGUGUCAAGGAUUACUGGCCAAUUGAUCGACAUCUUGCAUCCGAAGCAACCACACCCGGAACACGUAUACUACGCGCUGCUUUCAUCGCUUGCCAAGGCAAUACUGCUGCAAGCAGAGACUGAGGUCACUGCAGAGAAACACAGCGCACGGCCUCUUGCAGAUGUUACCGUGCGGUUACUGAGCACGCUGAACGGCUUUGUCGAGAUCUUCUGGGCUAAACUCUGCCAGCGGGCGGGCGGAUGGCCAGUCCCAGUGAUGGUGCCUGAAGAAGACGUUGAUGGCACGAAAUUCGAUGCUGCAGCAUGGCGGAAGGCAUGUGGUUAUCGCGAUGGUGAAAACUCGUCAGACUAUACGACACGCGUAUCCGGUCUCAUGCGACUGUAUUUCAUGAUGCUGGGGAUACGCUCUUCGGGACCAUUGGAUUUCAUCUUUAGCACGUCCAAGUUCUGGACCUACUGUGCGCGUAUGCUAUCGGAACCAUCACUCCUUAAGCAGCCGAUUGCACCCAGUAUCCUGUUUGUGGCACUCGAUGUUGCUGGACAGCGGGCUGGCAUGAUCUGGGGGCCGCAAUGGGUCAAACUACUCAGCCUUCUCUACGAAGGCGUAACGGUUGGUGUGGAUAAUUCUCGUGACAGUCUCAUCGGAGGGGCAGAUGCAGAAGCGGUCGCUGCUCGUAUGCGAAUACAGCUUCAAAUUGAGAAGGUCAUGAAGGCGCUUUGA